This is a messenger RNA of Trifolium pratense (red clover), 5727 nucleotides long. RefSeq lists its product as uncharacterized. Lineage: Eukaryota; Viridiplantae; Streptophyta; Magnoliopsida; Fabales; Fabaceae. The transcript is spliced from 6 exons. Gene Ontology annotation, molecular function: metal ion binding. The record is from RefSeq and is a predicted model, not a curated record. The coding region runs from base 551 to 5215 and encodes 1554 amino acids.
AAGUAAGGGAAGAUGCCCUAUUGCCUUUUCGAUUUUCCCACAUUACUCUGUUACCACCACUCCCAUCCCAAACUAAACUACUCUGCAUCUAUCUAUCUAUCUAUCAUCUUCUUCUUGUUUUUCUCAGUCCUCACCCCCCACCCCCAAUAACAAUUUCUCGAAUUAGGGUUUAUCUCCCUAUUCUCAAACCUUUCAAUCUUCUGACACCGCAAACCCUACUCUUCCCCAAUCACGAUUCCCCCUUCUCUUUUCGCGAAUCCCCCUCGCUCCAUGCUCUAACACCUGCGCGUUUGUGUUUUCAGAUGGUUCCAUUUCGAAAACAUUGCUGGAAAAAUACAUGAAAUGCUGCUUUUCACUUUUUGUAGUUCUGUUCCGUGUUGCACAAUGUCGAUAAUUGUCGUCUGCGUGUUCAUCCAAAACGGUUAACAAUUCUGUUACGGGAUUCUCUAUUCACUGUGAAGAUUGGUUUUUUUUUUUAUAAUUAUAUAUAUAUUUUUGUUGCUUAAUCGAGGGUUAGUUCAAAUUUGAAUAUCUGGUUUAUGCUUUAGAGAUGCAUAAUCAAGUGAAUUGCGGUCCGAACUCGGGACAGGGUUCUGCCCCUCUACCUCCGGCUGCCCUGCCGCCGCCACCACCAGUACCACCGAGUUAUCAGCAGGCACUGCCACCUCCUCCACCGCCACCUCAUUUUCAGCAUUUUGUACCACCAGUGCCACCACCACCAGCUCCAUCAGCAGCUUCCCAUGUUUAUUUACAUGGAACCCCUGCGCCGCCAAAUACAAGACCUUCAUAUUCCAUCCCAUCUCAAAUGGCAUCGCAAACAUUCCCUACCCUUGGACAAAAUUCACAACAUUCUUCUAAUUUAGGUGUCCAGAGUCAUAUCAUUCCUCCCUCGGUUCCUACCCAUAUUGGGCACUCUCAUCAGGACACAUCUUGGGCUCCUGGGCUGCCAAGUAGAGUGUUGCCACCUCCUCCCUCUUCUUCCCAAGGACAAAUUUUGCAUAAUCAACAUCUUCAUGCACCGUCACCACCCCCUUUUCGUGCUCCGUCUCCGGAUGGAGUUUAUUUCCAUUCUACUGUUGGGAAUUACCAACACCAAGUACCUUCCGUUGUUCCUCCGCCGCCACUACCAUCAUUGCCAACUUCUCGACCACCAGUUCUGCCAUCUCCACCGCUUCCUACCUCUGUCACGACUUCUACAUCCUCCCAAGCUGCAUUCACUGAUGUCCCGGACUCUACGAAGAAUCCUAGCUUUGAAUCAAAGGAUGUGGAUUCAGUAGAUGAGUUUGUCGCUUCAUGUCCAUCUGAUAUUGCUCCUGUACAUAAUUCUGAUUCUGACGCUAAUCAGGAUGGUGGAAAUUGUGGAGAGGUUGCGCCGGUUUCCCUCAGAAAUGAGACACCUAGAAGUGUGAUGAGUCUCCCCCCACCUCCGCCCCAGCCAGCGGAAGAAAAUACUGUAGGCACUGAUUCUGACAUGGAGAUGGAAGAUGAUAUCACGCUUUCUGACAAAGACCAAAGAUCAACUUAUGCAAUUGAAGUGAUAACUCAGCAGCAUGAUCGGGUGGAUGAGGUGCUUAGCAUGAAUGAGAAAAUACAGCUGCAGCAGAAUUCAACAGAAAACGAACCUGCCAAGACAGUCUUAUCCAGUGAUGCAUCAUGCUUUGGAUCUACAGGAGUCAGCAAACAAAAUGAAGGACCAGGACCUUCAUCUGGUGUUGAGCCCAUGAAAUCUGCAAGAUCAGUUACCAAGAUUCAUAGUCCCACGAAUGACUCAAAGGAAGUGGCUGAAUCACUCCUGGGCACUGGGUCGGGAAGUUUGGCAGUUCCUCUAGACAAGGAAUUUAUAAGAUAUGGUACUUCUGAUCAUAGCGAAGCUGCUAAUCUCAACAGAGAUUCUGAGCAACUUAUGCGAAUUGGCAGCCCAAUAAGACUUCUUCAAGAUUAUGCUUCUGAUGAAACUUCAGAUAAUGAAGAUGAAGGCCGUACAGAAGCUGCUAAUAAUGUUUUUAGAGUCUCUGCAGGAGCUGUUCCUCGUGUCCCGGAUGCCCGUAAAGAUUGUGAGAGUAGUUUGGAGACUGAUAUUGGAUUUAAAAAUCCCUCCUUUAGUCAAAAGGAGAUUGGGUUGUUCUCCAAAUCAUCACAGGAUAAUUCCGAAAUAUCUCCAUGUUUAGUACAAGAGUCUGACAAAACCUGUAAAAGAUCCGUGUCACAUACUACUGGUGAUGGAUGUGUUGAGCCUACUCUUGAAAAUCAUGUGUAUGUUAAUUUUGCUUCUUCAGUAGAGGCUUUCCAAGGAAAAGAUGGAUUUGGUGAUACUGGCUUUGACAUUGAUAGUAAGAGUGGUACUGCUGAACAGGAACAUGAGAAGGAAACCUCAAAAUUUGAACCAACUGGUCUGAAAGUAGAUGAAUUCGGGAGGAAUAUCAGAGAAGGUGCUACAGAUAGUGACUCUGAUGAAUCUCGCAGUCAUCGGACUAAGAGGAUGAAAAAAAGAGAUAGAAGCCGGAGUCGCAGCUGGUCUCGAUCUCCGCUAGACAGAAGGAGUAGGAGAAGAAGUCCUCGGAGGAGAAAGGAUAAAAGAAGCCGCUCUCGCAGCUGGUCUCCUCGGCGGCGUAGAAGCAGGAGUAGGUCUCCAAUCUUAAGACGUUCAGGUGACAUUCACAGUGAGAAUGUGAGAAGGGACAAGGAUAAGGCUCAAUGUUUUGAUUUCUCACGUAGAAAGUGCUAUCGUGGAGCAUUAUGUAGGUUCUCUCAUCAUGAACCUGACAAGAAUGCUACAUCAAGGCGCUCUAGGAAUAAACAUGAUCUGGAACCUUAUUCUCGUGAAAAAAGUUCUAGGAUUAAUGAGGGAGUGAAGAGUAUAUCUUCUUCUAAAGUGUCAGAUUAUGAGCAUGAUGGAGUCAGAAUUCAGGACAUAGAUCGUCACCAGAAUAUAACUGGCCAGGAAGUAGUGCCAAAAAUGGAAGAUUCUGAGGGUCGGGCUGUUGUGUCUACUACCUUUGAUCAAUCGGUUAAUUGCAAUCCAAGCUCUGAAGGUGUCAUAGAGGUUUCUCCUAAGGUGCAGGAAACCUUGGUAGUUAGAGAAAAGCCAAAGACUUCAAUACAUAAUAAUGAUAGUUCUCAGAAUGCAGUAAAUUCUCAUCAGCAGCACUUGGUUGAUGACUUUCAGCUUGAAGCUUUAAGCAGUGCUGAUGCUGCUAAAGAAUCUAUUCCCUCGGAAGUUAGUUCAUUUGUUCAGCAACUACAAUCCAAUGUUUCUGUUGAUGUUCGAGAACAUUCUGGUGCUACAUCUAAAGACAUUAUUCCUUCAGAAGAUGGUUCAUCUGUUGAGAAACUACAGUCCAAUGUUUCUGCUGAAGUUCCCGAUCAUUCUGGUUACCCUUCUCAGCUUCUAAAUGCGGCCUGCGUGAAUGAUUUGUCAUCCGAUAAAAGAUCAAUGAUUUCUGCUAAUGAGGUUUCUGAUAGUGAACCUUUACCAUGUAUGUUACCAGAUACACAACUACAGUCAGUCACUAGUUCUGUUGGUCCAUCAGAUCAUCCUUCAUUGCAUUCUCAGGCUUCUAAAGAGUUACCUCCACAAAGUGUUUCAUCGGUGGAAUUUCCACUUCAUACUCACCCAUUGCCUGCUUUUGUUGGUUCACAUUCCCAGGGUGAAAAUGCUGUGCAUAUGCCACAAAUUCCAAGGCAAUAUGGUGUGAUGCAGCAAAAUGCAUUCUUUCCUUUCCAGUCCACUGCCAGAGAAAACUUUGAACCUUACCCAGCUCCAUUACAGACAUCAAAUUCUCAUUUCAGUGGACCACCUCAUAGCUCUUGGACAUCCUUGCCGCCACCACCACCACCACCAUCACAUGCGAUGUAUAAUACCAGUUCAAACAUGGGAGUUGCAAAAUCAUUCAUUUCUUCAGAAUUUAAUCAGAAUCAACUGCAUUCAAGAACUGACUAUGUUUCUCAGACUUCCAUGAUUCCCGGGUUACCAACUCAUUCUCAAAGUUCAAAAUUUGAGGAUCAAGUUUACCCUCCAAUGCAGGAUCAUUCACGAACUUUCAUGCGCACAGAAUCUUUCUCUCCCAAGCAACUUCAUCAGGGGAACCCGGCAUACCAAUCGCUUUCAAGCUCCACAUCUUUUGGCGGCCUGCAUCAUCAACCAAAACAUUUUUCUUGGGAGUCAGAUGUGAACAGACCACAGCCUCCUUUGGGCAGCAGGUUGCCUCCUGAAGGACAUUUCAGCACGUCAUCCCUCACUCUUCCAUUAUCACAGCAGCAGCAGCAAUCAGUUCAUAAAUUACAAUAUACUUCAUCUGAUGUUAAUUUGGCUGGACCUGGAGGGACUGCUACUGUAUCCAGAUAUCCACCAGAUGUUCCUGAUAGCAAUCAUUCAACGUCUCUUCCGACUUUUGGAGCAUCAAGAGCUUCUGCCCACUAUAAUCCUUAUGCAUCAACCUUUGAGCAGCCACUAAGUUCAAAACUCAGUUCAAGCUUUUUACAGCAAGAAAAUGAUAUAGUUUACGGUAACAAUUAUGGUCCUUCUAGAUAUAGCGAAGGGGAUGUUGUUGGAUCAAGAGAGACAGCAUCGCCAAAACCAGCAAGAGCUGUUGGUCAGAUCUUGCCAGGGCCUGGUGAACAAUAUGAUCCACUUUUUGACAGCAUUGAACCAUCGUCCUCUUUGAAGAAAUUUGAUUUUGAGCAGGAGCAGGAAGUUGCAGGUGAAUCCAAUAUCAGCCUAAGACCUAAAAGUUCUCAUAUGUCUUUGGAUGCCAAAGAGAAGAAGCAUGGGAAGGUUGGGGCUGUUGCCUCUACCAGUUCUCUAAAUAAUGAUGAAUAUGGUGAAACAGCAGAUGCUGAGGUGGGUGCUGUUGAAAAUGAGAGCCUAAGUAAUGAUAUGGAUGAUGCUAACAUGUCUCCGGGGAAGGAUGAAAUUAAUCAGAUAAAAUCUCCAGGGAAAAGAAAGAAGAGCAAGGAUUCCAGAUCAAUGAAAUUAUUCAAAGUUUCCAUUGCAAACUUUGUGAAGGAGGUUUUGAAACCAUCAUGGAGACAGGGUAAUAUGAGUAAGGUGGCUUUUAAAACCAUUGUGAAAAAGACUGUAGAUAAGGUGUCGGGAGCUAUGAAAGGCCACCGUAUACCCAAAUCUCAAGAGAAGAUAAAUCAAUACAUUGAGUCAUCACAGCGGAAGUUGACUAAACUUGUGAUGGGUUAUGUUGACAAGUAUGUUAAGGUGUGAAGGUUGGAAGUGAACUAUGCCAAUGUUUCUUCAACAUUCAAUUGCCAGUUUACACCACUUUUGUAGGAUAUACCGGUGCUUACCUGGAGUUUGUAUCAGAUGAUGAUCUGUGACAAUUGUUCAUCAGCAUUCCAUUUCAUGAAGAUUUCUUGGUCAACCUCAAAUGUGUAUGUAUAUUGUGAUAUAGUUAUUUUGUAGUAUUUUGAAGAGGUUCGCCCAUAAAUAUCGUGAAGUUGGAACUUUUUCCCCAAGUUCUCUCUUUUGUUGUUUUAAUGAGCUAUUAACUUAAAGAAAUUACAUUAAAAAAAUUGGCGCAAGGAAAGUAAAAUUUCCCAAUCUUUUUUCUUGUACAAAAGUUUUUUCUUUUGACUUUUCAAGUACUUGUACAACAGUUUUUCUUUUGACUUUUCAAGUACCAUGGGUUCCAAAGCGUCUCAUGCUUGAAAGAGAUCUUCCUUGUGGCCUCAUCAAAUAUUUUCCCUGAACUAUGGAAAUGAAUAACUUUUCUUGCA